Messenger RNA from Pan troglodytes (chimpanzee), 863 nucleotides. RefSeq names its product chromosome 5 C5orf63 homolog (gene C5H5orf63). The transcript is spliced from 6 exons. The coding region runs from base 391 to 744 and encodes 117 amino acids. The record is from RefSeq and is a predicted model, not a curated record. NCBI's taxonomy places the organism in Eukaryota, Metazoa, Chordata, Mammalia, Primates, Hominidae.
GGGCGCGGGGCCGGCGCCUGGUGGGUGCGGGCGGAAGUGCCCGACGCAGGGCGGAAGCAGAGGCGUUGGCGGCGUGAGGCUCAGGACUAUACAUCAGAGGAAGCCAAAAGCCAGCUGGAAUACUUCCUGAAUACAGUUUUAAUCUUGUUUGCAAUUAUUUCGAAGGGGAGAAAUCAUCUGGAUCAGAAUUAAGAUGCUCUGGUUUCAAGGAAAUAGCAUGCAACUUGCCAGAUCCUCCUUUGGACUCUUCUUGAGAAAUUGCUCUGCCUCUAAGACAACUCUGCCUGUGUUGACCUUAUUCACAAAGGAGUUUCUCAGCACAAGGUCUCUCUUUGCCUGCUGCCAUCCAUGUAAGAUGUGACUUGCUCCUCCUUGCCUUCCACCAUCAUUAUGAGGCCUCCCCAGCCAUGUGGAACUGACCCAUGCCCCCUUUGUGAUGAAGCCAAGGAAGUACUCAAGCCUUAUGAAAACAGGCAACCCUACAAGGAUCAGAAACUGCCAGGAACAAGGAGAAGACGCUCCCCUUCCUCACCUUCCCACCCCCACAUGGCUUCUCAGUCGGGGAAAAGAUACAACUUAACUUUAAACCAAGUCUUAAGUUUUGAUUAUGACAUGGGAUUAGAUGCACCAAAAACAAUUUCAAGUGACUAUGGGGCAUUCUAUUGCCUGAGAAUGUUCAAGAGUCCUGACAUGACCUGUUGUUUUUAUCCUAAACAGCGAAAAAUUCAUCCACCAAAUAUAUAGGGAUAGAGGGAGACAGAAAGAUGCUUUCUGAAAGUAUCCCAUAUUUAGAGUAUUGGUUACAUAUACCUAAUGUUGGUUUUAACCUAUAGCUCUUCAAUAAACUUACUCAUCAAUUCUUA